Messenger RNA from Manduca sexta (tobacco hornworm), 4840 nucleotides. It is a transcript of the gene Cp190, whose product is annotated as centrosome-associated zinc finger protein CP190. The transcript is spliced from 2 exons. Gene Ontology annotation, molecular function: RNA polymerase II cis-regulatory region sequence-specific DNA binding; protein binding; DNA-binding transcription factor activity, RNA polymerase II-specific. The coding region runs from base 187 to 4173 and encodes 1328 amino acids. The record is from RefSeq and is a predicted model, not a curated record. Gene Ontology annotation, cellular component: nucleus. Gene Ontology annotation, biological process: regulation of transcription by RNA polymerase II. NCBI's taxonomy places the organism in Eukaryota, Metazoa, Arthropoda, Insecta, Lepidoptera, Sphingidae.
GUCAGGAAAAGCCGCCAAUACACCGCCAUCUUACGUAUACGCUGUCAACUUCAGAUGAAUUUGGUGCAGUAAUUUUGUGUUGAUUGUGACGAAGACAAGUUAUUGAAAUACAAACUAUAAAGUUUGUGAUUUUAUUUAACAUAAUGCCGCAAGUUUAACCUAUAAUGCUACAGUAAAAUUGUAACAAUGAACGAAGUAAAGCAAGUGAAAGUUGACAACUGGGGAGUGUAUUUCCUCCAGAGGUUAAAGCACUUCUUUAACCGUACCGACUACUGCGACCUGACGCUACAAUUCCAAGACAAUGCUCAGCUCAAAGUACAUAGACUUGUGCUCAGUGCGUGCACCGAGUACUUCGAACUUCUGGAGAGAACAUGCGAGAUGUACGAGGAUUGUUUGGUCAUGCCGGACGACCUGCAAGCCGACGUCGUUGUGCCAAUAGUCAACUUCAUGUACACUGGCCAACUCGAGUUUCGAAUGGAUUUAUUAGAAAGAUUGUAUCUGACAUCGCAAAUUAUGAAUUUACCUGUUUUGACAAAACUUCUCGAAUCCCAUCGGCAAACGACGCCAAAACCUACAAACUGUUACACGGCCAAGCGAAAGGCAAGUGACUCGGGUCAUCACUCUACACCAUCCACAAGCCACAAACGCUCAUAUAGUAAAGCGUUUGAAAGUAAUAAAGAAAAGAAAGUGUAUCAAUCUAAUAAAACAAAAGAAGAUAUAUAUGCUACGCCUUCGAUACUGGACAACAAAAAUUUGAAUAAAAAGUAUGUUCUUGGUGAGCCAAGACCUACAAGGUAUGAAUUACCCGAAGAACUGGAUACGGAUAAUGUAUUUGACAAUUCAUUUUGUAAUAUUUCAUACACAUCUAAACCCCUAAUGGUUCAUCCAGACACAGUUAAGCGAUACUCUUCAAGAAGAUCUGCAUUAUUUGGAGAGCCAUCAAGUUCAAAGAAAUAUACUGAAGGAACAACAACAAUGGAUAUUGUUGAAUGUAAGAAAAUUACUAAUGACAAUAUUUUUGAGGAUAAUAUUCCAGACCACAAGUCAAUUGAUGAAUCAGAAAUGUUUCCUUCCUUUAGCAGUCUCAAAAGUCCACCAAAAGAUACAAACCAGCUUUUUGAUCAAAUUUUAGAUCAAAAUGACACACCUAAAAUAACAAUUGAUACUAAAAAUAGUAAAAUAUCUGCUAAUAAUUUGGACCAUGCCAAGAUAAUAAGUGAAGUAUUGAAGAAGUAUUCACAUUUACUCAAAGGCAACAAAAAUAUUAAGUUAAAAAUUUUGAACUCCCCUAAUUCAAAACCUAAGAAACAAAAAUCUCAACCGAUAACAGUGGAAGAAAAGCCUAUCCAGUUAAUAACUGAAGAUCAAGAUUUAACUUUUGAGACAGAUGUUAUAGAUUCUCAACAGGCAGCUAAAUUGAUUGCUAUGGGAGCAGAAAACAUAAAAGGCCCGUGGAUAUGCCUAAUAUGCGGCACACCAGGCAGGGCUUUGCAUUUUACAACAUAUUAUAAAUUCCGGAGACAUUUGGUGGAAGUGCACAAUGAAAAACCUGUUGUAAAUAUUUGUGAAUAUUGUGGUCAUAAGGCCUUUAAGAGGAACUACUUACUACACCAUCUCUUUUCUAAACAUGGCAUUACACCACCACCACAAUAUAAUUUCCCUAAAUGUAACCAAUGCAAUUAUAUUGCUCUAACUGAAGGUUUCCUUGUGAAACAUAAAAUGACUCAUAGUGUAGAUUCUGGUUUCCGUUGUAAUGUUUGUGCUUCUUUGUUCUCCACUUCUCAUCAAUUGCUGCAACAUAUUCAAACCACUGGACACAAGUACAGUGCUGAUAGAAAAAAUAAUCUGCAGUGUAUUUACUGCAUGAAAGUAUUUUUGAGAGAAAAUAAUCUCUUUGCCCAUUUGAAAACACAUCACAAAAAAGAAGCCAAGUCAGAUGGAAUUAUUGAAGACUCUGAUGAAGAAAAACCAAGACUCCGGAACGAUGGAAAGAUAGAUGUGAAAUUAGAACCUGUUACUAGUAAUAAUGACAAUGUGUAUGAAGUUGAUGUUCAAUAUCAAAUUCAAGCAGAUGGUAACAUACAUGUUAUCACCAAUAAAAAGCCCAAAACUACUACCUCAAAAGCUAAGCAAACAAUUUUAAACCCUGAGUUUGGUACAUCAAAACAAUCUCGUAAAACAAAAGCUAUUCAGAAUCCCCAACCACAACAUGUGCAUAAUGAAUUUCUACAAGAAAUUAAUGUUUCCUCUGCAAGUAAUGAUGAAGAAAUAGUCACAAUAGAUAACAAUGAGUAUAUUCUGAAAGACAAUCAAUUCUUCCCAAGAAAAAUGAAGUCCCAAGCUAAUGAAGAGUACAUUAUAUCAGAUAUGAUUGACUCUGAUGCUGAACACAAUAUACACUCUGUUACUCCCACAACCUCAGUUGAUUUUAGGAGUACACAUAGUGGAAGUUUUGUGGACAACAUACAACAGUCUAGUGUUAUAAUAAAUAAAUCAACAAACAUAAAUCAGCCCAUAAGAUUUGUGGUAUCUAAUGAAGAAGAUUACAAAGCACUGAUGGCUGGCAAUCACCCAAUUAUAUUUGAUAAUGAUGAAACAAACAAAACAUUAACAGUAUUAACUGCUCCACACACUACAACUUUAGAUACUGCUACAAUUGAUUUGGAUAACACACAGUCUAAUGACAUGAUGAUAAUUCAAGAAGAUUUCCCAUUAAAUGUUUCAGAGGCAGUUCCUUCAGAUAAUUCAAAUAUUGUAGUAGUUUAUAGUCACCCAGUGGACAGUCAAAGCAAACAGUUUCAACUUAUUACUACACAAGGAUUAGAAGCACAAUUUGUGCAAACUUCAGCCAUGAUAACACAAAAUUAUGAAACUGUUACUACAUCUGCUCCUAUUGUGAAUGCUCAAGUAGUAAAUUCACAGGAAGUGUGGCCGAAUGAAGUACAUCAAACAUUAGAAAAUGAAGAUGUACAGACUACACAAAACCACCAAAUAGAAAUAAUACCGCAAACAGAAGAAACCGAGAUUAUAUCUCACACAAACACAAAUGAAGCAGAUAUAACAUCUGAAGCCAAUGUAUCUGAAACUAGUUUAAGUGAUCUACCAGAAGUUCAAUUAAUAACAGACUCAACAACUGAAGUUACUGAAUCUCAAACUAAUGAAACAAAUGACAUCAUGGAAAAUAAUGACCAGGACACUGUUACUACUCAAGUGUCUAUUACAGUUGAACCAACAAGUGAAUCUAUAGAACAAGAAAUUUCAGAAGAUGUAUCAAGUUUACAACCUCAAAUUGACACUACCGUUGAAUCUAGUGUAUCAUGUGAAGAGGUAGUAGAAAUGGCAACUGAUAAUAUAGAAGCAAUUCAAAAUAUUUGUGAGACUGUAAGUGUGAUAAAAGAGCCAAUUAGUAAUGAAAUAUCACAUUCUGACGUCAUAGAAAAAGAACCAGAUGUUAUGCUUGAGACAUCACAGUCAUCUGAAGUACAAGAAAAUCCACAAGAAGAGAUUGUACCAAGUGCAGAACAAAUAGCUAGCCCAACAUAUACACAAGAAGAAAGUCUGGAAAUCAACGCAGAACCCAGUGAACAGUCUGAAACUGUUGAUGCUGUUUGUAACAAUACUGAAGUAACAACACCUGUGGAGACCAAUGAAAAAAUCAAAGAUCUAACAUCUGAAUGGUCAGAAGACGAGUAUGACAUUCCUGAGCCAAAUGGAGAAAAUGAAAAUAUAUCUAAGGAGCUGCCACAAUCAACUUCUGGAAUAGCUGACAAUGAUAUAGAAGAAUCUAUUGAAAACAUUCAGCAAGAAGUUGAUAAACAGAUGUCUAUUGUAAGUAAAGAAAAUAUAGAAAGCCAGACUAAUGGAAAUUCUUCACAGAGUAGUGUUAUGAUAAUUGCCAAUGGGCCAAAAGAAUCAGUUGAAAAUUUGAAUCCUGACAUAUCUCAAGAAAAAAUAUCAUCACUCUUGAAUGAUUGGGAAGAUAAUGAUUCUCAAGGUUUAUCCAGUGAUAAAAUUGAAAACAUGCAAAUAGAUUCUAAUGUGGAUGAAAAAAUUGAAAAUGCUGAACAUAGUGAAACUGUAAACAAUGAAAAUCAAAAUACAAUUAAACCAGAAGACAAUAUCAAAAGUUUAGUAAGUGAUUGGGAUGAUGAUGAAGAGGAGAUUAAAAAUUAAAUCAUUUAAUAUCAUAUUCCAUAUUACAAAAUAAAUUAUGAGUUACAGAAGAUAUAACUGUUAUCUUAGAGGCAAUUAGUACUGAGCAAAUCAUUAACUUUAUUUUCAUAAUAUCAAUAUGUAAUUUUUAAGUACCUAGGUACUAACACCAAAAUAGAUUUACUAUGGAUUUAAGUUUAUACAUUAGUUGUAAUAAUGAUUUUACAUUUUUAAUAUAUUAUUAUGUAUACUGUAAAUUUUUGUUUGUGCCACCAUGUGGUGUUAUUUUUAUAGUACUUUUUGUUACUAUAAACAUCAUUUCUAUUUUGAUAUAUAUAUAAUUAUAUGGGCGCAAAUGUAAAUCAUAUAAAACACCAAAUAAGAAUUCUCAAAAAAUACUAAGUAAAUAUAUAAUAAUUAAUGAAAGUAAGAAAAGUGUACCUUAGACAGGUUGGACCAUAAUAUAAAUAAUGCCAAUUAUAUAAUUUAAACCCUCAAGUUGUAUCAUGAGUUUGUAUCUAUAAAAUCUACAAAUACAGAAUAUAAUGAGCAAUUAGUUAUUGUAGGUAUUUUUGUUUUCUUGCUUGAUAGAAACAUUAAAUCCUAAGAAACUAUCAUAUUCCAUUUGUUAUAUCUAGCUAAAUAGUGCAUUUGCAUAUUAUAAAUGUAAAUAAAUUGGGUAUAUAAA